Molecule: messenger RNA, 2283 nt
Organism: Aspergillus caelatus
Lineage: Eukaryota; Fungi; Ascomycota; Eurotiomycetes; Eurotiales; Aspergillaceae
Product: Zn(II)2Cys6 transcription factor
Exons: 4
Coding region: 70-2265 (731 amino acids)
Biological process (GO): positive regulation of transcription by RNA polymerase II; aromatic amino acid catabolic process
Cellular component (GO): nucleus
Molecular function (GO): DNA-binding transcription factor activity, RNA polymerase II-specific; zinc ion binding
Source: RefSeq, a predicted model, not a curated record
CAUCAACACCAACACCAACACCAACACCAUUCUUACCACUGUCGAUAUCUGAACUGAGCCUCACAAUAAAUGGAUCGACAGAUAUCCUUUUUGCCUGUCAAUCAAUCCAGAUCCCCUCCCAAUUUAAGAAAUAGGCGUGCCUUUCUGUCCUGUGAGCGUUGCCGGAAGCGUAAAACGCGAUGUGAGGCAUUUCAAGGCCAGCGGCAACCAUGCAAACGAUGUAUUCAGGAAAGUCAGGAGUGUGACUUCAGGCCGGAGAGAGCCAUGAAAAAGAAACGCGGCAGUACCACAAGAGCAGCUGCUCGUCAGGACCGUGACAAAGACUCAUACUCAGAUAACUGCUACAUUGGGUCUCCUACAGAUUCAGUGCCAGCCUAUGGUGAUGAUAGUGCUUCUCCUGCCGAGGAUGCCUUCAGUUCCGGUGUACGUAGAAGUCUGCUCUCAGCCCAUUUACGAAAUCCUGCAGAUGCCCUCAAUCUCCUUACUGUCACUGCAGAGGGGUAUAAGGAGUGUGAAGGGGGUCCUUCAACCCCUGUCGCUUUCCAACCCGAGCACACACAGACUACUCAUUUUGAUAGUACGCUCGAUCCUAUCCGGGGGUUACCUGCUGAUGCUAGCAGCUGCAGCAACUUCCUUCUUAUCAGGAAAGGAAUCGUCCAACUAAACGAGCUUUUCGAGUAUAUAGAGUUUUUUUUCUCCAGAUUGUGGCCAAUACGGCCAGUAAUUCCUCUCUGCUAUCAGCACCAGUCAACGCAUGCAUCCCUCGUCAUGGAAGAGCCGCUGCUGACAAUCUGUCUCGUGACUAUAGCGUCACGAUAUCAUCCACUUAGUGGUGCACAUGGGGAGAUCAGGUCGGAACGAGUACACUGGAAGGUCUGGAAGAUCCUCCAACGUCUACUGCAGUCGGCAUUAUGGGGCACCACGGCCACGCGGUCCCUGGGUACCAUAUCCGCUAUGCUUCUACUCAUCGAGUGGCAUGUAAAAGCGAUCAAUAAUCCGACGGACUUUGCUGAUGACGACAUCGCUGGCUUUGGAGAUGAAUAUAGGGGGCCAUCUGGCGCCAAUUCAGGUGGCAGUUCGUCCUCAUUUGGUUACCCAAACUACCGCGCCACAACAUCGAUGGAGAAACGAAAUAUUGUAGCCCCAGCGUACCGAAGCAACAAGAUGUCCUGGAUGCUUCUUUCUAAUGCUAUUGCUCUUGCUCACGAAGGGCACUGUUUCCAAGAAGGCGUUCAUGUGCCGAAUCAUUCUUCUGCCUCGGAAGUCAUCAAACAGGAAUGGAACAGAUUAAUUUGUGUGUUCCUAUAUUUUGCUGAUGAACACCUGUCUACCCGUAUGGGGCUUGAAUCCUUACUUCCUGACCAGUCGAGAGCAAUUGUACAGGACCGAUUAGCAUUAAACUUUGCCAGCAGUUUACCCAACAAUACUGCUUGGGAAGACUACUUUGAGCUUACGGUCAUAACAAGAAAAGCCCGCGAGUUUAUCCAUUCUACUAGACAGAUCGAUUACACAAGUGGUUUUUCUGAGUUACUUCCCCAUCUUAAAAGUUUAGAUCGAGGUUUAAGCCGUUGGAAGAUUCAACAUAGUUACCAUCAGCAUGAUCCGGGGGACUUUCUGAAUGCUUGUAUCGAAAUGGAGUAUAACUACACGUUGAUGUAUAGCUUCGCUCCCGCAUCUCAUGCCUCUUAUUCCUUCGACACCAACCACCCAACGACCGCACCGCACAAAGAAGCACCAACAAUCCUGUCUCACUAUACACAACAAGCAACACAAGCGAGCUAUGAUUUACUAUCAAUAGCAGUAGGCGUGUUGCAUCCCGCAGGGUUACUACCGUAUCUACCGGUCCGCUGCUGGCUUUUCAUAGUGGCAGCGAGCCUAUACUUGCUGAGGGCUACUCUUUCGAAAGACAAACUUGUGUCCAGCUCACACCCCAACGCUCGGCUCCUUGUAGCAGCCAUCGACGCCAUCCGAGAAGGCUCGCCGGACGAUACGCACAUGGCUGUCCGGUACUUUAAGUUUCUCGAGCGGCUUGUCCGAUCGUCUAUAACGCCUUCACCGCAUACAACUGAGCAUGGACAGGUUGUGCACCAUGACAUGAAUAAGAGCGUCGUGUCUCCUCCAUCAGGCGGGCAUAUGAGAGCCGCGGACACGGACUUUAUGACUAGCAUUGAGAUUGCUGAAUUAGGAGGUUUUCCGGCGCCUCUCAAUCAAUAUUUCACAGACCUUCUUUCGAUGGAGCCCAUGCAUGUUGAGGGCGGUCUUUAGUGGCUAAAUAUAUUCGAC